UUUGUUCUCCAUACACCUUUAAUCUGGAAACGGCGCUGGGACAUUUCGUCACUUACAGGCAACCAAUAAGAGAAAGUGUGCCUUCAGUGCCAUCUAUGAUCGAGCAGAUAGUGACUAUUCAGCAGAUGAGAGAAGUAGGAUCUCUGCACAUUGUGACCUUUGUGGCUGUUCUAAGAGUCUGCGACCUUGUUGAAGAUUUCCGUGUUUUUAAGAUGUAUAGUUGUGUCCGUUAGCGUGUAUGCGCUCAAAACUGACAGUAUUUUUUAAACGUUAAAAACUGUGGAUUACUUUUGUGAAUUAGAUAGUAGAAACAUCUUAUAAGGAUAACAUUACCGCGAGCCUCCAAUUGGCUUUGUGCCCAAGGCCCCGGGCCCUUGUCGAAACUCAAACUACACAGUAACAACAACAGGAAAAAGAAAAUAAAUGCAACACUUCAAAAUCUCUAGGAAACUGGAUUCAUAAGCUUUUCAACAAUGAUCUACCAGAGAUGAUAUUCAGCUCACUUUGACUCAGUCGUCUAUUUUAGUGGUCGAGUAAAAGAUACGCCUAUUUUUCUCGUCAAAUCUGACCAACAGUCUCCCGAUGCACUUAUCUGACGACGCAAUGCCUUAUCCUCGACCUGAGUCCCGUUUAGCAGGGGAAUCAAGCCGUAAAAGACGUGGCAAUCUUCCCAAAGAAUCUGUUCGUAUUUUACGCAUGUGGCUGUAUGAGCAUAGAUAUAGUGCUUAUCCAUCAGAAAAAGAAAAAGUGAAAUUAGCCGAGGAUGCCAAAUUAACGACUCUCCAAGUUUGCAACUGGUUCAUUAACGCCAGACGGCGUAUUUUGCCAGACAUUAUUCGAAGAGAAGGCCACGACCCCCUGCAGUACACAAUUACGAGAAGAAAUGGUGUUCCAAGAUCCGUGCCAACAUCAUCUUCUAAUAACCGAUCCAAUAAUUACAGUCGUUCACUUGUGUCCAAUAGUAAUUCGAUGACAGACGAUAGUGUUACUGACAUUGAUGCAGAUAGUGAGGAUUCUGAUAACAGUUCGACAUCUACAUCAUCUUCACAAAUUUCGCAAGAAGGUUGUCAUUUGAAACUCACUAAACGAUGGCGGAGGACGCAUGAGCAAGAGUUGCUUGUUCAACCUGAUCCUACUGAAUCAUCUGUUGAUGGAGAAACCUCAAGCCAACCUAGUUCUCGAAACUCAAUUCCAGAAGCAUGGCCAUCAUCCACAACACCCGAUAACUCAUUGCAUUACCUUUAUAUUCUUGUGGACGUUGCUUGUGAGCUUCGUGAUCAACAAUUGCGUCAGAAAAGUUUAGAUUUAUGAACUUUGAGUGCCUUAAAGGAGAAGAAAAUCUUUCAUAAUAUCAUUCUUGUCGUUUUUAUUUUUAAAACUUGUUUUUUAACUCGAUUUCAAAUAUUUAAUCAUUAUUACAUUGAAUCUUUAAAGAUAUAAAUGUGGUUUGGUAUUUUAAAGAGAAAUUAGCAAUUGCAGCAUAUUAUACCUUGAAGAAAAAGCGAAAUGAUUAGAUACUGUCAAAUGUGAUACUUUCAAGACUCAGAACAAUGUCUUCGUUUAUUGAUAAUUGAUCAUUUCUUUGACUUAAAAUGACUUCUAAAAGACAAAGUUUGUCUAGAAAUAUUAUUUCAAACAAAAAUCACUGCCGUUGAUGAAUAAAUAUUUUAAGUUUCUGUUUUAAUGCUCAUUGAACUGAAAGUUUGAAUGUUGGAAUAAUUCUUCAUAGUUAUGCAAAAGAAGAAAGAUUGGUUUUAAAUCCUACUGUUAAAUGAGAACUAAAGCUUCAAGACUCUUCUAACGUAGCAGUUUCUUUUUUUUUUUUCUUUUUUUUUCUUGUAUUGUGGAAAGUAGUGAGUAUCGAAAAGAGUUCAAAUUUAAUGAGGUUCUUAUUGAAAUAAUUUUAUAAUUACUUUACAAUUUAGUUAUGAGUAUUUUAGAUUUAUAAUGAAGAUUUUAUGCUAGAGAGACAUGUUUUUAUAUUUAUUUUCUAUUUAUCAAGAAACUAUAAAAAAUCAUAAACUCUUUUUUCUUAAAAAAAAUAAUUUUUCUUGAUAUGAUCAUAUUUUUUAUUUAAAUAUUUUUUACUUCUUUACUUUUUAUACACAUAUAAUGGGCAACUUAUUUCUCUGAAUGAAACUCUUAAAAAGACAUUCAAUUAAUAGUCAACGUAAAGGAUAAUAAUCCUGGGUGUAACUUCUUUUUAUGAUAAAUUAACUAUUCAGGUUUUGUUUUAAAUUACGUUUUUUCUUAUUAGAAAUUCAUUUCACCAAAAAUUAAGUUUAUUUAUUUUCGUUGGAAUGGUCAAGAUAUAACACAACUUGAGACUGGUGACGUCAUUUAUUAUUCAAGCUAUAAAUAUGAAGCACGGCAAUUACUUCAAAAAAUGUAUUGGGUAAUUUUAUGAUAGAAAUAACAAAAUGUCUAUAGACAAGCAUGAAUUCAAUUUGUACUAAACAGAAAUAUGUUCUAAAUAUACUACAAAAAUUCAUAAAAUUCCCUUUGAAGAAAUCACUUCUAUCCCUCAAAAUAAGCUUGCAUGUCUCAUUUUGUAUUAAAUUUUAAAUUCAUGAAUGUGGCUAGAUUUUACAACUUGCAGACAAUUCGUAUAUUCAAUAUUAAUUUUGAAAAAAUUCAAAAUGUAAGCAAUUUUUUUCUUCCUUUUUUUACAAAUAUUAUAAAAAGUUACCUUAUGGUCUGUUACCGGUAUUUAUUGUGCAUGUUUUAGAAAUUAUAUAUAAAAUUAUUACUUUUUUCCCCUCAAAGAUAGCGAAACAUGGGAACAAAAUUAAGUAAAGUGUGUAAAGUAGGCGACAAAAUUCUGCAUUUAAUAACUAAACUAAAGCAACAAUUUUUGAAUCAAUUACCUAUUGAAGUAUGUAGGCAAAUUUUCUUUCCUGAAUGUAUCCUUGAAAGUUAAAAUUUGGAAAAUUAUUAGGUGAUAAAUUAUAUAAAAUUAUUGAAAAAAGACUAUCAAUUACGUAUAAAAGUGGUAACGUACUUGAAUAAAAAGUGUAUCUCAAAGUAAUAUACAAUUCUUGAAUGCUCCCUAUUUUUGUCCAAUCUGAAAAACACGAUUUCGUGCUAUGAAUACUGCCGUGCAAUCGGAAAAACAAAGUGACUGCUUCAUGCAUUUCGAAAAAAGCACCGUGAGAACUAUAUUCUUUCCUUUAUUAAUACUAUCAAAGGUAAAAUAUAAUUUCAGAAAAUUGAUUUAAAAAAGUUUGCAAUGCGUAGUUUAUCGUGAGAACUAUAUUCUUUCCCUUAUUAAUACUAUCAAAGUUAAAAUAUAAUAAUUUCAGGAAAUUUAUUUAAAAAGUUUCGCAAUCUUCGUACAAAACUGCCAAAUAUAUAGAAAUCUCAAUUUUUUAUUUUUUGUCGGUUACUCUGAUCUUUUUAUUACCCGGCGAAAUACAGCGUAAAUGUUUCUCCCAAGUGCAAAACUUUUUUUCUGUUUUCUAUGAAAACCUUAAUGAAUUAGAGAUAUUUUUUUUGUAAAAUUUUAAAAAAUACUAUUAAUUUCUGCUCAGUCUUCCCCACUAUUACUUUUGACCAAAAUGAGCUAUAUAACACAAAAAUCUGGGUGCUACAAAACCCGGGCUCCCGGACGUCAGGCAGCUUUAAAUAAUGUCGUAUAUGGCAUCCAAUAAUAUAUUAUAAUUUAAUCCUUAAAAAAAUCUGAAUAUUUUUGGACUAGCUUUUAUAACUUAAUUCUGGCUCAAAAGAAAAAAUUUUAACUUUUAUAGAUUAACUCUAGAAAAAAAAAAUUUUUUUUUUCUCUAAAUUCCAUCGAAACCAUUAUCCUUAUUAUAUUAGACUUUAUUUUCAAACUUUUAAUUUGUCUUUACGAGCUACAAUCCUCACGUGGCGAAAGCUUUUUUCUAUUGUUUGUCUUGAAAAAGCUUUCCAAUGGUAAAUUACGGUAAAAUAUUCUAGCAUUGAAAUGACUAGUCGAAUAAUCACGCGGAUGACAUGAUUACCGUUACCAUCCAACUUAUAGUCGCACUACUUCAAAAUCAGUUUUUUUUUACUAUCUCUUACUCCUAACCUGUUCCAAUUCCUUUAAGCGGUGUUCCAAACUGCUCCAAAAUAAAUAAAUUUCAUGCAACUUAGCAAAUCAACUCAAACAUAUUUUUUCACAAAAUUUUUCUAGGCUUUUCCUAGAAAUUAUUUUUUUAUGUGCGCAAGUGGGAAAUAAAAGAAUUUUAAUCAUCAUUGUAUCAUUAAUCAAAUUAUUUAAAGCGUUAUAAACAGCUUGAUUAAAGUAUAAUUAUUACUUUUAAAAAAUUGCUGCUCCAAGCUAAUACCCUAGCAGAAAUUUAAGGUAAUUUUGAGGUUGUUUUGAGGUGUCAAGGUUUAUUUGAGGUUCAUUCGAGGUUGAUUUUGAAAACAACCUAAAAGAUUUACCUUCCAAGGUAUAUAAUCAAGGUGUAUGAAGUUGUUUUAUUCGCACUUGAGGUUGUUUUGAGUUAUAUAUGAGGUUGAUUUUGUUAGGUUGAAUAAUGAGGUUAUUUUUGGAAAUAAACAACCUUAAAAGCACCUUAUUUUUAUUUUUUUUAUUUUUUUUUUUUUUGUAAGGAUAGACCAUCUUCACAUCACUGAUCAUCAUAAUCAAUUUAAAACAAACAAACUAGCAUUUAUUUUUUUCAAGUACCCACGUUAUAUGAAUAUGAUAAUGAAUUUAAAAAAUUUUAAUAAACAGGAUAAAAAUGAUUAUGUAAAUGAUUAAAAAAUGACUUUAUAAAUAUGAUAAAAAAUGAUAAUAUAAAUAUGAUGCCAACUGAUAAUACCAAGAUUAUACAACUUUAAUGUUAUUCAUUAUAUAAUUAAACAUUGGAAGACAAAUCCGAUAGCCAAUCAAUAAAUUAAAGAAUUAAAGAAAAGAAAUGAGAAUCGAAUCGUAGCCUUCAUAUGAUAUUUCAAAAUUUAGCAUUAACGACGAGAUUAAGUUUCUACAUAGAUUCAUUUUUCACCACAACAAUUGUUAGAUAUGUAAAUAAAACACAGCUAUUAUUUAAUGUUUUAUCAAACACAAUUUCAUUUCGCCUUUUUUUUAAACCGUCAUUUUCGAUAGUUAGUCGAAACCAAUACUACGAUAAUUUUUGUUAGUCAACUUUAAACAAACGGUGGCUUAGUCUAUAUAUAUGAUGUGGUGUAACAACAAGCAAACUUUCUCUUUUGAAUGUAAUUUAAUUUCGAAGUUCCUAUUUCGGAAUUUCUUGAAUUUUAUUUUUACCACACAUAUUAUAUAAUAGUAUUAUUAUAAAACUAUCCAUGAAAAGGAAAUUUUUCUUUUCUUAUCAAUUGAAAAAUUAUGAAGAGAAAAAAACUGUGUAAAGAUUUUGCUAAUGAUCAUAUCGUGUCAUUCUAAGUCCAAAGCAAUCAAAAACUAAAAGAAAAGUAUUUUUAAAAUAUUAUUAGCAUUUUUUUAUUUCAUCUAAACGCUGAUUUCAUUCUUGUCUUCCAUUUUUGACAAAAUAGUUUAUUAAAUAGCUGUUAAACUGCAAUAGAGCAACAGUUUGGCGUAGUAUCCUAAAAAAAAACACUAUCACUUAGUUAUUUAAAAUCUAAAACUCUAUUCGAAUUAUCAUCAAAUUGAUCAUUGCAUAGAAUCCCACAAAAUUUGUUUCUCAAAGCAGGUUAUGCCAUUUAAUUAUCUAAGUUUAUGGAAUCUGGCAUUAACUACUUUUUAUUCUUCUCAGUAUGUCUAGCAAUUUUAAAGUCAACCGCUAUGCCAGUAUGUCUAGAAAUUCUGUCAGCCUCUAAACUUUAGAAAGUGCUAUUAUAAGUUUAAUUUUUUUAAUAAUUGACUCACCAUGUCAUGAAAUCAUCUAAUACUCCUCCGACAGAUUCAAAAAGCUUCACCUAAAGAAGACAUUGAUUAAUAUAGUAUUUAAUAAGUUAAUUUUUAUAUUGAAACAUUAAAUUUUUCUUUUAUUUCAUCGGUAAUAAAUUACCGUAUGUCGUGUGACUUAACAUUUAGUCGGUUAACUUAUAAUUUUGAACCUAACAAACUUUCAUAAACAGAAAAAAUUUCCCGCGUAUGCGAGGAAAACCUAAGCAAACAUGUUCCCAGUUUGAGCGAUACUAGUAGGAAGUGGGUACUAGAAAUUUGUUUUACCAACGAUGUGGUGAAGUCAAAACUGAGGUUUGAACUUGGGACUUUUGUAUAAGCAAAGACUUUAUACCAAUAACUUGUCUCACAUAUAGUUUGUCUAAAGUAAGAACUCCUCUAGCCAUUCGUCUGGACCCGUGGUGGUGACUAUGGAAACGAGGUAUAACUAUUUCAAGUAGGGGUGUGGGGUUACUGUUUAGGACAGGUUUUGGCUCUGGUGGGCCGGAGAAAGGGAAUCUUUUUCAACGGUCUAUUGUGUUUGCCCUAGAGUGAAGAAAAGCUACCCUCCCUGAAAUGCGCUAUUCUUGUUCCCAUAGCAACAAAUGGCCUCAGACUUUGCGGCAGGGGGAGCUUUUACCGUAGACAAAUUAUAUUUCUCUUACUCUUAAUCGUGAAUUUAUUUUUGUUGUGUAUUAUGAUUUAAAAUGAAGCACUUAACAGCUAAAAUUCCCAGUAAAUGAGAACCGGUGAUGGCUAUAAUGAGACCGCAAAAUGUUUACAUAUAAGGGACUUUAUUCUUUUUAUGAGCCAAAAAAAUUUUAUUUUUAUCUCACUGGCUGUAUUUAGAACCUUUUAUCUCGUAUUUAUGUAUGCAUUAUUGCACAGAUGAUUUGUCAAAUGUAUAUAUAAUUUUUAAAUAUUUAAUUAUAAUUUUUAAAAAAUCAUAUCAAGAGGAAAAUUUUUCAUUGUAAAAAAAUGCAGCAUUUAAUGAAUGUUAAUGAUCAUACUUAGGAUGUCAAUGUAUGAACAACUAUUUUACUGUGUAUUAAAUAUUUAUUCCUAUGUUUGCUUUUUGUUAAAUUAACGUAUAGCAAAGUUAAAACAUUUUAAAAAAACCGCCAACAGAACAGAAAAAUCGAAUAUACACUACGAAAUUAUCUAUAGUGUUUUUUACCUGACUGGUAAAAGAUCCUUUAACUUUUAAAAUUGCUAAUCAUAUUCUUCAGCAUUUCUUCAUGCAUAAAUUUUGAAAUUUAAUGAAUUUAGAAUAUAGACGUUUGUUGUAUAAUAAUGAAGUUUAUACUGGAGAAAAAGUUUCCUCUUGGUUUUGUAAAAUGUAAUAGUGGUAAAAAUCCUCGAUCGUAUAAUAUAUUUGUGGCCACCACAAUAUGUCAUUUUGUAAAAUGAAUACACCUGUAUGAAAACUAAGUCGUACAAGCCCUGCAGACAUUAAGAUGGUAUUUUAAAAAAGGAAAUUCUUAUAAACAUUAACGUUGAUUUUCUACCACUAUUUCAUUUUACUAAGCUAUAUGGGAAUGGGGAAAAUUAUUAUACAAUUUUCGAAUGAGAAUCAAAAUUAGAUUGCUGAAUGUAUGAUUAUCUCUGUUGAUACAGUGUUAAAAUACAGUCAACCUCUUUUAUAUUAUUAUUAUUGCAAUUGUAUAUAAUAAUUUUACAGUUUAUGGAUGCUUUUUUAGAAAUAUCAAUAUUUGAAUUUCUUAUAAUUAAAACUUUAGCUUGUUAUUUUUUAGUGAAAAGCAAGUAUUUAGUUUGAAAUGUUUGCUUUCUAACAAAAACGACACUAUAAUACGCUUAAAUUGAUUUAUUUUUCAUGUUUUAGAUAAAAAGUAGGCAAUGACAUCGCAUGGAUUGUUGAAUACUGCAAGACGUGCAAGGUUUUAAAACCGCUACGGUCAUUAUUUUAUAGAAUUAAAAAUGACAACAACAAAAAUAUUUUUCCUUAAAAAUGUAUGUUGAAAAUCCCCUUUUAAUAGUUUAUUAGCGAAAAAGUAAUUUUAUUUCAACCGUAAAUAGUGAACAGGGACCGUUCAAAUAUAUGCAAAUGUCUAAGGGUCAAGGGGAGUUAGUUUUCUUGUUUUUGUUAACACUGAAAGAAACCGUUUGAGCAAAGCUUACGUAAGGCACUAAAUACUAAAUUCCUUUUUUUCUGGUCAAAUUGUUUUUUUACAAAUUGCAAAAAUAUCAAAUUUAGAAAGAAUUAACACUCUAAAAAAAUUGGGGGAAAAACUUUUUAAAAAUAUUCUUCUGAAGAAAAUUAAUGAAAAGUAAAUUUUGCUGGUACAAAUUCAAAAUUAGACUAUUAUUGCUAAAAUUUAAAAUCUUAGGUAAGAAUAUGUGAGAUUACGUAAGAAAUUAAUCAUACUUUUAACAAGAGGUGAGGAGCUAAAAUAGUAUUUAAACUCCCCCUUUAAUAUAAAAGAGAUAAUAUAAAAUUGUUUGUACACCUUAUUUAUCAUAUGAAACAAAACUAUUUCCUCUCGAUUAUUGAUGUAAGUCUUAUCAUUACGUCCAGCUUUCCACGUCCCACAAAUGUAGAAUUAGUAUUGUGAUAUUUUAUAAUUCAAUUCAAUUUUAUUACAUGUGCCUUUUUCAGCAUUUUGUUUUGUAGAAAAAUUUUGAAAGCCUUUUUCAUGCUGUGUUAUAUGAGCAAAGAAAAUUUUUUUCGCAGAAGGUUUUAGCUUUUUUUUUACUCAAAAUUAUCGUAAAUGAUUUUAGCCACAAUUUAUGCAUACUUUUUCCCUCCUUGAAUGGGAAAAAAUAAAAAAAAAUUCAAACUACGUCAAAAAAGCUUGAUUUAAAAAUAUUGCAUAAAUUUCAUUUUUUCCUCUUAAAAAUUUUAGCAAAAAUGCUCAUUAUUUCUCUAGCAUGACGCAGUAUAGCGCACUCGUAUUCAAAAAUCUUAGAAUUUUCUUAUCGGAUUAGAUAAAUUGAUAUAGGUUUAAUUUCACAUAUAGGUUGAUAUAGGUUUGACACUACAAAGAAUUUCUCGUCAAAUUCGACGAUAUAUUUUGUAUUAAGGUUAUUACAAUACGCUAAAUAUGUUCUCUGGCAAUUUUAGUAAAAGUUUUUCUGUUUUUUUUUAAGAAAAUAUAUAUUUAUACAUAAUGUCCACUUCCCCUAUAGGAAUUAAACAUUAAUAGAAUUGACCAUAAAAGGACCAUUAUAGGAAAUGACCACAGAACUGGCCAUUUUUUAUUGACCAUAGGUAGCUCGAAGCUCUAUUUCUCGUUAUGUUACACUCUCAGAAAAAUCAGUUCAAUAGUGAACCGUAAUACGGUGUAUAUUUGCAGCAACCUUAAUAAAAUUUAAAAUUGAACCAUAUUUACGAUCAAGUUGUACCAUAGUAUCGUGCAUUCAAGUUUACGACAAUUAUUUGGUUCAACUUUUAGGAGCAAAUUUGAAAAAUAUUUUGAUUUAGAACGCCAAAAAAAUUUUCAUUGUGUAGCAAACAAUACUUUUAUAUCAAUUAUAACUUUCUUAAUCCUUUUAAAUAAAUAUCUGUUCUGUUUAUAAACAUUUUCUUAUCAUUUACUAGUUCCACCGCUAUUUUGAAAAACUAUUUUCUCUCACCCCCUAUAAAAAAAAAACAUUGUAGUAUCGAAUUCUGUUUUAAAUAAUCAAUCAAUCAAUUAGACAACUGCUUGUAAUUGAUGUUAAAAUUUACACUCUUAAGUCUUUUGUUUCCUUGUCUUUGUUAUUAAAUACAACAAGUACGUAUUUGUUAUCUGAGUACUCUGAAUUUGCUCAUAAAAAGUAUGUAUAGAAUAUAGAUUAUCCAUUGUUGAAAAAGUUCUAUAUUAUGUUAAAAUAUUUAAAAUGUAUUUUAGUGUGUAUGAAAUCCAAAACUUCUGUGUUAAUGUCUAAUUUGUGAUUCCAUUUGAAUUAGAAUGGUUGAAAUGUUAAUAGCCACUCAAUUCUGUUUCUUUGUAGUCAUAUGAUAUUAAAUUUACAUUUGUUUUUAUUUUAUUUUCUUAGUUUUGUAUAGAUAACUAUGUUAUAGUUUUAGAAAAACCAAAUUGCCUUAUAAAGAAAUUGCUACCACAAACUGUGUGCAACCGUAAGUACUUCGUAUAACGUUUAAGUGUGAUUGAUGAAGUGCUGCUUAAUUAAAAGUAGUUCAUCAGUUGAUGAAAUUUGUUGGUGCUAUAGCUAAUUAAAAAUGAGUCUUUCAGUAUAGAUGGUGGGCUAUUUAGAUCGAAGUACUUAUUGCUCUUAGCGGAUAAAGCUUUAUAAUAUUGUUUUCACUGAAAGUAUAAAUAGUAUAUUGGUUGUUCCUUUCCCAUAGGUAAUAUGGAGAUGUUUUUUGGGUAGGGUGCCUUAUAUGACAAAGUGUGUUCCUAGAAAAGUGUGUAGCCUUUUUUAUCGAAAAAUUUUUUAUAUUUAGAGCUUGUUGUUUUUAGCUUUUUUUUUUUUAGAAGUCAUGCUACAUAUCUGCCGAAAAUUGUGCCUAGUCAGGACCUCAGUAUAACAUCCCUGUACAUUCCACAUCUCAUAUGAUCGGCAGGUGGAAUGUAUUUCUUUGUACGUUUCUACCACUUGGUGUAAUAAUAGUGUGCAAAAUAAAGUAUCAUUAUUAAA
Parasteatoda tepidariorum (common house spider) is the source of this 10435-nucleotide messenger RNA. RefSeq lists its product as uncharacterized. Gene Ontology annotation, biological process: regulation of DNA-templated transcription. Lineage: Eukaryota; Metazoa; Arthropoda; Arachnida; Araneae; Theridiidae. Gene Ontology annotation, molecular function: DNA binding. The record is from RefSeq and is a predicted model, not a curated record.